Messenger RNA from Drosophila busckii, 1365 nucleotides. RefSeq names its product mitogen-activated protein kinase ERK-A (gene rl). Gene Ontology annotation, cellular component: nucleus; cytoplasm. The record is from RefSeq and is a predicted model, not a curated record. NCBI's taxonomy places the organism in Eukaryota, Metazoa, Arthropoda, Insecta, Diptera, Drosophilidae. Bases 105 to 1235 code for a protein of 376 amino acids. Gene Ontology annotation, molecular function: ATP binding; MAP kinase activity. Gene Ontology annotation, biological process: protein phosphorylation; intracellular signal transduction. The transcript has 8 exons.
UUUUUAAAAUACAAAGUGUUAAAUAUUAAGCUUGUUUUAUCGAAAGUUAUCCACUUGAAUUUAAUAUAAAAAAAAUUUUCAGAUUAUAAAUUCCUGUACAUAAAAUGGCGGAGGGUAAUGCUGGAGUUAGUACCGAGGGUGCUGCCGCUUUGGCUGCUGCCCCACAUCCUAAUGCUGAAGUAAUAAGAGGACAGAUAUUCGAAGUCGGUCCAAGAUACAGGAAAUUGGCUUAUAUUGGAGAGGGUGCAUAUGGCAUGGUGGUCUCUGCCGACGACACGUUGACGAACCAAAGAGUUGCUAUCAAAAAAAUUUCUCCGUUUGAGCACCAAACUUAUUGCCAACGAACUCUACGAGAGAUAACCAUUCUCACCAGAUUUAAACAUGAAAACAUUAUUGAUAUACGAGAUAUCUUACGAGUAGAUAGCAUAGAACAAAUGAGGGAUGUAUAUAUUGUACAAUGCCUAAUGGAGACUGAUCUGUAUAAACUUCUUAAAACACAGAGGCUGAGUAAUGAUCAUAUCUGUUACUUCUUGUAUCAGAUUUUACGAGGACUAAAGUAUAUUCAUUCGGCAAACGUUUUACAUCGAGACCUCAAGCCCAGCAACCUUCUGCUUAAUAAAACGUGCGAUUUAAAAAUUUGCGACUUUGGCUUGGCACGCAUUGCUGAUCCUGAGCAUGAUCACACUGGAUUUUUAACGGAAUAUGUGGCCACUCGAUGGUACCGUGCUCCAGAAAUAAUGCUGAAUUCCAAAGGAUAUACUAAAUCAAUUGAUAUCUGGUCUGUUGGUUGCAUUUUGGCUGAAAUGUUAAGCAAUCGACCAAUAUUUCCCGGAAAACAUUACCUGGAUCAACUUAACCACAUUCUCGGUGUUCUAGGAUCACCAUCACAGGAAGAUUUAGAAUGUAUAAUAAAUGAAAAGGCACGAAAUUAUUUAGAGUCUUUGCCUUUUAAACCGAAUGUGCCAUGGUCAAGGCUAUUUCCCAAUGCGGAUCCUCUAGCCUUAGAUUUACUCGGAAAGAUGUUAACAUUUAACCCGCACAAAAGAAUUGCCGUGGAAGACGCCCUCGCACAUCCCUACUUAGAGCAGUAUUACGAUCCCGGUGAUGAGCCCGUUGCAGAGGUACCUUUUCGCAUAAAUAUGGAAAAUGAUGAUAUUUCACGGGAUGCAUUGAAAUCGUUAAUUUUUGAUGAGACCUUAAAGUUUAAAGAACGACAACCAGAACAGGCGCUUUAAGAAUAAUUGUCAACAAAUAAAAAGCUAAAUUUUUAACUUCUCGUUUUCUUUUUGAUUUAUUCAAGUAAACCCUUGGCCAUAUAUUGUGAUUUUUAAGUGAAAUAUAUUCCUUUGCGAAGUUAAUUUUACA